AUGCAGCUCUCUGUAUUUCGGGUGCAGCUACUGGUUCUUCUCGGCGUUGCCGUUGUCUCGGCCUCGGCUGAUGCGGCGUUUCCAAGAGCGGCGCUCCCGACAAGCUCCGGCUACCUCCCCGUCGACCCGUCCACCGACGCCUCGCUCUUCUUCGCCUUCUACGAGGCCAGUGCCUCGCUCACCGCGCCGGCCGACACGCCGCUGCUCCUCUGGCUUGAGGGUGGCCCCGGCUGCCCCGGCCUGCUCAGCAACUUCCUCCAGCUCGGUCCCUAUUCUCUCAGCUGCCGCCCCGGCAAUGGCGCAUCCAUUUCCCGCAACCCCUUCGCUAGGAACCGCUGCUUCGGGCUGCUCUUCCUCGACAGCCCGCUCGGCACCGGCUUCAACGCCGCGCCGUCCACCACAGACAUCCCGCGGAGCCAGCCCGCCAUCGCCGAGCACGUCCUUGCCGCGCUCGAGUCCUUCGACGCCAGCCCGGCUCACUUCCGCGCGCGGCCCUUCUUCCUCGCUGGUGAUAGCUAUGCCGGCAAGUACGUCCCCGCGGCAGGGUCGCGCAUCCUCGCCGCGAAACUGUUGUUCCGCCCGCUGCUCGCCGACCGGACGACGCACUCCUCGUAG
Messenger RNA from Aegilops tauschii subsp. strangulata, 615 nucleotides. RefSeq names its product serine carboxypeptidase-like 50. Lineage: Eukaryota; Viridiplantae; Streptophyta; Magnoliopsida; Poales; Poaceae. The record is from RefSeq and is a predicted model, not a curated record. Gene Ontology annotation, biological process: proteolysis. Gene Ontology annotation, molecular function: serine-type carboxypeptidase activity.